AUGCCGGAAGACCCACUCCUGGCAAUAUCAAGUUCUUCGUUUUCCUCUGCCACAUCCUCGCCAAUGAUUCCGCACAUGGAAUAUCCGCGGUCGAAACUUGAUGUUCCGGGGCAGCGUGCACGAUUCUUGGCUGUGGGGACUGCCACGGGUAAGGUCUUUGUGUGGGACAUUCGCGCACUUGCCUCAAGAAAUGUGGAAAUCAUCAAUUCCAUCUCGCCUUUGCGAAUUAUCCAGACCGAGUCACCCCAGGUUUCUUGCGUGGCGUUGACAUCGCUCUAUCUGGUGCAUGGCGGUAAUGAUGGACUCGUACAGGCCUGGGAUCCAUUAGCUUCCUCUACACGCCCAAUUCGCACCAUCAACUCUCGAUUCUCAACCAGAGCUCGUCGUCGGCUGGUGCAGGCAGAAGCUUCUAUAACUGGUGUGGGUAACAACUAUUAUGCCGCGAGCGCCAUCUGCCUCGAUCCAGACUCAACGAGUCUCCGCGGCAUGGUCUCUCUUGGCACCCACCUUCGUUUCUGGUCGUACAGCUCAACUUCUGCCGACCAAUACAAGACGAGUAAACGCCAAUGGCGUCGGGCUAUCCGUGGUAGUAACCAAGCCGAUGCAGGUCAGCGUUUCUCUAACAGUGGGCGUGGAGCUAUCCACGACUUCAUUGAAGACGAACGUGUCGAAAUUGUCAGACAGCAGAUUGAAGAUACACAGAAACGAGCGCACUUGAGCACGCGUUUCGGUAUUGAUCUUCUUGGACCCGACAUUGACGAUGAUCAGCUUUUGGCUUAUGCCCAACUCCUCAGUGAAGAAGCCUAUAAUGGCGACGUCACAAAGCGAGGUGAGCAAAUACCGAUUGCCAGCUCUGUCAGCACUUCUGCCAGUGAUACGAUUGGGCCCAGCUUCAGUGGGUUUGGCGAGGUGUCGUCCUCUUCUUCCCCGUAUCAAGGUUCCGUGAAUGACGAAGUAGAUGAUGAUCUUGCUGAAGCCAUUCGCCUGAGCCUGCUGGACGAAAAAUCUAGCUCGCCACCUCUGGAACAGACACCUUCCAUCCCUAUCAAAUAUGCAAAGGGUGCGAAGCGACCACCACUGUCACCCGACUCGGCCGAUGCCGAGAGCAGCCAGCAAAAGGAAAUGGAUGAUCUCGAAUUUGCAAUUCAGCUUAGUCUAGCCGAGGAUCAAAGCCGCGAGCAGCAAGAAUGGGAAGAAUUUCCAGUCCUUGCCCAGGCUUCAUUGUCGACUUCUCAGUCUUCCGGAAAGGGCAAAGGAAAGGCUAGAGCUGCCUAA
This is a messenger RNA of Penicillium taxi, 1275 nucleotides long. RefSeq lists its product as uncharacterized. The transcript has a single exon. Gene Ontology annotation, cellular component: cytosol; nucleus; proteasome regulatory particle, base subcomplex. Bases 1 to 1275 code for a protein of 424 amino acids. Gene Ontology annotation, biological process: proteasome-mediated ubiquitin-dependent protein catabolic process. The record is from RefSeq and is a predicted model, not a curated record. Gene Ontology annotation, molecular function: polyubiquitin modification-dependent protein binding. NCBI's taxonomy places the organism in Eukaryota, Fungi, Ascomycota, Eurotiomycetes, Eurotiales, Aspergillaceae.